AUGGAGAAAAGUAACCAACUUGUGAAUGAGAAUCGUCGGAGUAAAAUCACCGACGAUAUUGCAAAUGAUGUUGGUCUGUCGUAUGGGUCUAUGCAGCCAAUCCUAACGUUUGCAAAGAAUUGGAUGCUUCACGACGACAAUACACUCUGUCACCUAGCUCUUCUCACUCCCGAGUUUCUCGCCAAAAACAACAAGGCAUCGCUUCCGCAAAAGCCCUAUUCACCGGAUUUCGUACCUGAAGAUUUAUGUUUCUUCCCAAAGAUGGAAAUUCAGCUCAAAGGUCGGCGUUUUAAAACGGUUGUAGAGAUCAAGAGCGACUCACAGAAGGUCCCUGACUCGUUUAAAGAAAACGAAUUCCAGGCUGGAUUCCAAAAGUGGGACGAAUGUCGGGAUCGGAAUAUUGGCGCGCAAGGUGACUAUUUCGAAGGAAAUAAUGUGAAAGGUAAAUAA
This is a messenger RNA of Octopus sinensis (East Asian common octopus), 450 nucleotides long. RefSeq names its product histone-lysine N-methyltransferase SETMAR-like. The coding region runs from base 1 to 450 and encodes 149 amino acids. The transcript has a single exon. The record is from RefSeq and is a predicted model, not a curated record. Gene Ontology annotation, molecular function: nucleic acid binding. NCBI's taxonomy places the organism in Eukaryota, Metazoa, Mollusca, Cephalopoda, Octopoda, Octopodidae.